AUGUUGCACAAUGGUGACUUCUCAGCAGCGCUCGCCCUUCGAGAGGGCCUUUUGGCUACUUGGAUUUUGUCCCUGGGGAACUCCCACACAUUCAUUGCAACAUGCUUGAACAACCUGGGACAGGUGCACGAGAGGCGAGCUCUGUCCAUGGAAAACAGUCCAGCCAGAAAAGCGGACAUUGACCAAGCUGAGAGGUAUUACUUGGAAGCUUUGCGCAGACGAAUCCAUCUGCAUGGCGAAGCCCAUGUAUGCGUGGGUCAGAGUUGGCUCUAUCUUGGCACGUUGUAUGCCAAGAUCGGCCGCUGGCAUGAUGCCGGUAAGGUGCUUGCAGAUUCCGCGGACAUUCUCAAGGCGUGCCAGGACGAUACAAAGUCACUGCAAGGGCUCUGGCAGUUGCUGCCACGGGCCAUCGCCGAGUUGAGUAUGGAUUCCGGGUCCACCCGUUGUGUUAAGAGACUCCAAGAGACACUUUUCGAGUUGAGGCCAAUGUCCCCAGAACACAAACUCUUGCAGCUCCAAUUCGAAGCUACGUCUGCUUUGCAAGCCGGGAAGUACUCUGAAGCAGAAUCUCUUGUGAAGAGAUACCUUCAUCAGAUCAACGCCGAGGAAAGUAGCGAGGAGGCAGGACUGGGCUGUGAAUUGUUGGCAACCAUCUACAUGCAACGGCGUUGCUUUUUGCAAGCGGAAAGACUGCUUGACAGAGCGCGAGAUUGCGGGUGCUGUGGUCCUGGCACGAUCAUCACUAGAGCAGGACUUCUAGCAAAUACCUUCAGGCGGAAGGAAGCGGUUGCAAGCCUGCGGUGCCUGUUGGAAUCGGAAUCUGUUGUCGGCCAUUCGGAUUUGCAGGAAGUCGCUUUGCACAAUCUUGGGAGUUACUUAAUUGAUGAUGGCCAACUCAAGGAAGCAGAGGCUGUCAUGCGCAGGUGCCGCGAUUUGCGGUUGGAGAGUAAAUCUAUUGAGCUCGGAUCAACAUGUACCAAUCUCGGAGUGUGCAUCCUCAAACAAUCUGGUAGAGAACGAGUGGAGGAAGCUUUGGCUUUCUUGCAGGAAGCACUCCAGCUCGAAACGAUGCUUGCUGCUUCCUCCCUCGAGCGACGAAUGGAACUUGCUACAAAAACUUUCAAUGUGGCGAUCGGCCUGGUAGUCCAAGGUCAAAUAUGUGAUGCUGAAUUGCACAUGAUUCGUGCACUAGAGGGUCUCGUUGCAAGCUGUUGCGAAAUGGCUGGGGCAUCCAGCCUGCUGCAGUCAGGAACGCAUGUAGGCCUUGUUCGUGCAGACAUCUCUAUUUUGCUGAGCUUGAUUCUUCAAUUUGACCGGCAGCAGUCGGUGCCUGUUCUAUACAGACUGCUCCAGUGGCUCAAGGGUAUUGGAUUUCAGCUGGAAAGUUCGUGCUUGACUCAGGCUGGACAGCGUGCCAGCUUGAAUCAGCUUGAAAGUUCAACGGACAACAGCAGCGAAUCUACCUCUCACCGAGAGCAGCAAGCACACCCGCUGUCAAGACAUGAAGGAAGUUGCGCUGUGUUACAUCAUGGUGUCAUGUGUGACAAGUGCGAGAUGGCACCCAUCAAGGGAACAAGGUUCAAGUGUCAAGAUUGUCACAAUUACGACUUAUGCCGCGAUUGCUUUGAGCAAAGAGCAGCAUUCCACCAGCCCAGCCAUGCAUUUACUGACAUCAAGUUUCCCAGGUUUGCUGAGACAGAAGGUGAAGCGGUUGCUCCAGAUGCCAUGCUGUCCCUAACACAGCAGUUUGCUGUUGAUACUGGUCAGAUUCAGGGUGCCCUGCAGACGGAUGACCUGCUCCUCGAGUAUUAUGCAUACGAACCAACGUUACACUGGGAAGCGUUUGAGCUCACGAGGUCAUUACGUUAUGCUGUAUUUGCCAUCACUCCCACCACCGCACAUGUUGUCGACCUUGGUCUUGCAAGUGUCAUCAACGGGGCAGUCGAGGAGUUUCGCCGGCUUAUUGUGGAUGACUGCCAUUCGAAGUCAGAUCUGUUGACAGCAGGGCUUGGUUGUUACAAACUGUUGUUGGAAGCUGUUGAGCCGUUUCUCUCUUGCAUGAAGGGGCAUUUGUACAUUGCAGUGGAUGGGGAGCUAGGGCGAUUCCCUUUUUCCGCAGUGCCGAUGAAUCAGAAGGGCGAUAAAUUCCUUUUCGACCAUCCUAGUAAUUUAAGCUUUUUAAUCUCUGGGUGGGCGCUUCCUCGACUUGGUCACCAGAUGAAAGACAGUCUCCUUGCAGAUGCAAGGCGCCCAUGGGCAAUCAUCGGAGAUCCCAGUUUCAUUUUGGAAGAUCCUGUAAGCGAGGAGUCGCAGCAGGUUUCGCCGUCACAUGCUCAUGCUGAAGAUGUCUUCCGAGGCCGAGGUAUGGAAUUUAAAGCCCUGCGAUGGACAGCUGAAGAAGUUGAAGGCGUGAGUGCGGAGUGGGCAGGGCACAUGCAAGGAGACACUCGGCCCAGAGUGCUGACCAAGCAGGAUGCAACGGUACAGGCUGUCCUGGAGCUGGAAGCGCCCUCAGUUCUGCAUUUCGCGACUCACGGAUUCGUUUUGCAACUCACUGAACAUUACGUCAGGUGUCAUCCUCAUUGUUUGGUGGAUUGGCCCGCGAGUGAGGCUUGGGAGUGUGAUGCAUCCCAAUAUGAUGGAGGCUGUGCGUCAGGGAGGUGCAAGGGAAGCAAGCGUUACCGCUGCGUGCGUUGUGACUACGACCUCUGCGAGCACUGCUUGGCGGAGUACCGCUACUUUGUACGGCCAGGCAAUCGCGGCAAUCAUUCUCUUGGUGCUGGGUCUGAAAGCCGGCUUGAAGAGAUCCUGGUGAAAAAUGCGGUCAGUGACGCGUUCCUCAGGGUCGGUCUCGCACUGGCAGGGUCACAAAGCUUCCAGAAUCGCCAGGACACCCCACCAGACAUUGGAGACGGCUUGCUUACGGGCCACGAUAUAUUGAAAAUGCGACUGCAAGACACCUCGCUGGUGUAUUUGUCGGCUUGCGAACUGGCCCUUGGUUCUGCAGUCUAUGGAAGCGGAGUUGCAGGCGUCGGCAGAGCCUUCCUUGCUGCUGGAGCCCAGAAUUUGAUCAUGGCCUUGUGGGAUGUGUCUGACAAGCGCAGCAAGGAUAUUGCGAUUGGAUUCUACAAGGCUUGGUUGACAAAGGGAAUGUCCAUGGCAUCAGCGCUGCGCCAGCAGCAACAGCAACUUCGCGCAAGGUAUCCCUUCAGGCCCGUCGUGUGGGCGGCUUAUGUGUUCUAUCAUGGCUGCGAAGCGGCACAGCAGUUCCCAACUGAUGCUGCUCAGCCACAACAUCCCUGA
Molecule: messenger RNA, 3303 nt
Organism: Symbiodinium sp. CCMP2456
Lineage: Eukaryota; Dinophyceae; Suessiales; Symbiodiniaceae
Source: the annotation of a GenBank genome assembly